Brassica napus (rape) is the source of this 3382-nucleotide messenger RNA. RefSeq names its product cysteine-rich receptor-like protein kinase 18. Lineage: Eukaryota; Viridiplantae; Streptophyta; Magnoliopsida; Brassicales; Brassicaceae. Gene Ontology annotation, biological process: protein phosphorylation. Gene Ontology annotation, molecular function: protein kinase activity; ATP binding. The record is from RefSeq and is a predicted model, not a curated record. Bases 240 to 2309 code for a protein of 689 amino acids. The transcript has 8 exons.
UAAAAAAAACAAGUUUUUUCUAGAUUUGUUUGUGUUUAACAAUUUGGAUGAAAUGACCGUGAAGAUUCAUAAUUUUUACGGAUAUCCGUAUUUUUCGAAACAAAUUAAAUCGAAAAAUCAAUUAGCGAAGCAAAUCACGAAUACCAGAAAUUAUAUUAUUAUCCGCUCCCACCCGGCCACCCCUAUUAAUGUCAUUCAAGUACUAAUACAACCAUUCACACAUUAUCUAAAAGACAAAUAUGGCAAAAAAGAGCUAUGAGACAGUCCUCUGUUUCUUCUUCUUCUUCUUCUUCUUCGUCAUCAUCAUAAGCUUCAGUUCCAUUGCUGUUUCUGCACAAGUUUGUAAAAACACUACUGGAAUAUUCAUACCCAACAGUACUUAUGACAACAACCGUCGUCUCAUCCUUUCCACCCUCCCUUCAAACGUCACGGCUCAUGACGGCUACUUCCAAAGUUCGAUCGGGCUUGGUCUGGACCGAGUCUACGCCAUGGGGAUGUGCGCUCCAGGCGCUGAACCUAAUGUUUGUUCUCAGUGUAUUGAGACCGCAUCUGAUGGCUUACUACAGAACUGUCAAAACCAGGUAGACGCUUUCUCAUGGUCGGGUGACAAAACCCUUUGCCUUGUUCGCUACACUAACCGCUCCUUCUCCGGAUUACUCGGCAUGGAGCCACGCGGAGCGAUCGCCAGUACUGCAGAUACCAAUCUGAAUCAGACUCACUUUGAUAGCGUGUGGACAAAGUUAAUGUUUGGUAUGAUCUCUAAUAUCUCAUCUUCCUCAUCAGCCGGGAACAAUGCGUCUAAGUACUAUGCUGGCGAAGACGAUGUAGUUCAAUUACCGGACUUCAGGAACAUAUCAGCGUUGAUGCAAUGCACACCAGAUGUUUCUUCCGAAGAUUGUGACGUUUGCUUACGGACAAACGUUAUUGACUAUCAGACGUGUUGCCGUAGGAGGCAAGGUGGAGUUAUAUCGCGACCAAGUUGCUUUUUCCGGUGGGAGUUGUAUCCUUUCAUUGGUGCUUCAGAUCUUAUUUUCUUACAGCCUUCAACGCCGCCCUCUCUUACACCAUCUCCUGUUUCCAAAGAACCGUCUCUCACAGUACCCUCUCAUAUUUCCAAGAAAGAUACAAGAAUCUCAGGAGGAGUUAUUGCGGCGAUUGUCGUUGCUGUUCUUGUUGCCAUAAUAUUGAUUACUCUAGGCGUUGUUAUUUUAAAGAGAAGAAAGAAAAAGAAAGAAAUUGAACUUCCAAAUCCAACCGAAUCGAUCCAGUUUGAUUUAAGCACAAUUGAAGCUGCUACAAACAACUUUUCUGAGCGUAACAAGCUUGGUGAAGGAGGAUUUGGUGAGGUUUACAAGGGUAUGCUCAUGAAUGGUACUGAAGUUGCGGUGAAGAGAUUGUCUAAAACAUCAGGACAAGGUGAAGUAGAGUUCAAGAACGAGGUUAUUGUUGUUGCAAAACUUCAGCACAGGAAUCUUGUUAGACUUCUUGGGUUUUCAUUACAAGGAGACGAGAAGUUACUUGUCUAUGAGUUUGUUCCUAACAAAAGCCUCAACUAUUUCCUCUUCGACUCUAAGAAGAGAACUCAGUUGGACUGGACAGUUAGACGCAACAUCAUUGGGGGAAUUACUCGAGGGAUUCUAUAUCUUCAUCAAGAUUCACGGCUCAAGAUCAUACACCGUGACCUCAAAGCGAGUAACAUUCUCUUAGAUGCUGAUAUGAAUCCGAAGAUCGCUGAUUUUGGAAUGGCAAGGAUCUUUGGAAUCAACCAAACUGUAGCCAAUACAUCAAAAGUGGUCGGAACCUUUGGUUAUAUGCCACCAGAGUAUGUGGCAAAUGGGCAGUUCUCGGCUAAAUCGGAUGUCUAUAGCUUUGGAGUAUUGAUUCUUGAGAUCAUUAGUGGCAAAAAAAAUAGCAGCUUCUACCAGAUGGAGGGUCUAGUUAACAACUUAGUCACAUAUGUCUGGAGACUUUGGGAGAGUAAAUCAUUGCACGAGCUCGUAGAUCCUGGCAUCAGAGACAAUUGUAAAAGUGAUGAAGUCAUUAGAUAUAUUCAUAUUGGGCUGUUAUGUGUUCAAGAAAAUCCUGUAGAUCGUCCCACAAUGUCUACCAUUCACCAAAUGCUUACAACCAGCUCAAUUGCGCUGCCCCUCCCUCUGCCACCUGGAUUUUUUUGCGGCACUACAACAAAACAGCGUAACGAGCCAAGAUCGAAUCCACUAGCCCAGGGACUGGAACCAGGUCAAUGGAACAGCAAGUCUUUUACUUGUUCUGUAGAUGAAGCUACUAUCACCGAUGUUAUUCCUCGUUGAAUACUCAACAUGUUAUGUUUGGUUUAAGUUUUUUUUUCCACAAACGCAUGUCACUUUCUCAUAUAUUCCUUAAUUUUUACCCAUAGUUCAUUUAGAAUGAAUGCGUUUCUAGACCAUGAUAAGAGGUAGUUCACUAUAAUUUUAAAACAAAGAUUAAGCAAUCAAUAUCUUAUAGCUUGGCUUGGGAAAUGAAAAACACAAAGAGCUGUUCUUAUACAAAGAAAGUUUAUUACAUUAACCUAUCAAAUUAGGGGUUUCACCCAUUUACAUAAAUUUAUUAACAAAUAUAUUUAAAAAAAUACUAUCAACUUCCAUAAAACCAUGAAAUUAAUAUAUUUUUAAUAUGAUUUUCGUGUCUUGGUUUAAGUUAUUUGAUCUCGUUUGAUUUUCAUUAGUAAAUCCUAACGAAGUCCUUGACUAAUCCUAAGAAUAUAUAGUUUAUAAUGGUCACCUGCAAUCUGGAGAAAUCUAUAUAUUUAAAGUUGAAUUUUUCCCUUCUUAUGACAUGUGCAAGGGGGGUUUGUUGACAUGUGUCCUCAUGUUUUUUUUUUGUAUUUAAAUUCUUCUUCUUUUAAAUUAUUGCAAUUUUCUCCAUCAAUUUCUAAUUGUAUAUUAUCUAAUCUUUCUCACACUUAUUAGUCUCUAAAAUUCAAGAAAUAAAUAAAAUAAUAUAAAUAUAUUUUAAAUAUUUAAUUUAUUCACACCUAAAAAUAGCAAAACUUUUCAUCAUUUUAUUAUUUUUACUAAUUUUUAUUAUUUCAUUUACAAAUUAUAUUUAUUUCACUAUUAGUAUCAUAAGAUAGUCAAAUUAAGAAUAAGAAACUAGACAACCAACGCAUAAACUGAGAAAGCGGGUCAAAGGGAGAAUAAUAAUCGAAAGGCCAAAGCCACCAAAAAGCAGGAAAAUAUAUGCCUAAAACACCGGAAUCACAACCAGUAGCUAAAAAGUAAGAAACACCUCACAAACUAAACAAGAACAUACAAGACGGCAUGCAACUGAAAAACCACAAAGCUCUGGAUAGAAGGGACCAAAGCUCCAAGAGACUAACUCUGCACACCUAUACCAAGGAAAA